Molecule: messenger RNA, 1763 nt
Organism: Vitis riparia (riverbank grape)
Lineage: Eukaryota; Viridiplantae; Streptophyta; Magnoliopsida; Vitales; Vitaceae
Product: polyadenylate-binding protein RBP45-like
Exons: 7
Coding region: 71-1333 (420 amino acids)
Cellular component (GO): cytosol
Molecular function (GO): mRNA binding
Source: RefSeq, a predicted model, not a curated record
UCUACUGUUACCCAUUCUAGGGUUAGGGUUAGGGUCUCCGUUCACUGGACUUCUUUCGACGCUUGUAAACAUGAUGCAACCAUCCAACGGCGUCGUUCCACCUCAGAUGCCACCUCCGACAAUGGACCAACAGCAGCAGCCGUGGAUGAUGAUGCAGCAGCCACCACCCCAGAUGUGGGCCCAACAGCCGCCGCCCCCGCAUCAGGUGGCGCCACCGCCGCAGCACCCACCCCAGCAGCCUCAGCCCCAUCCCCAUCCCCAACAGCAGAUGCCGCAGUACCAGCCUGCGCAGCCCGCAAGCGCCGACGAGGUUCGUACGCUUUGGAUCGGAGAUUUGCAGUACUGGAUGGAUGAGAACUACAUCAAUGGGUGCUUCGCGCAUACUGGGGAGGUUACUUCUGUGAAACUUAUUCGUAACAAGCAAACUAAUCAAUUAGAGGGUUAUGGUUUUAUUGAAUUUAUUUCUCGUGCUGCUGCUGAAAGAAUUUUGCAGACAUAUAAUGGUAGCCUCAUGCCAAAUGUUGAGCAGAAUUUUAGACUAAACUGGGCUUCUUUUGGAGUGGGUGAAAAACGUCCAGAUAAUACUCCUGAUUUCACAAUUUUUGUUGGAGACCUGGCUUCAGAUGUUACAGAUUACAUGUUACAAGAGACAUUCAGGGUUCACUAUCCCUCAGUUAAGGGUGCUAAGGUUGUGACUGACAGGCUUACUAGCCGCACGAAGGGCUAUGGGUUUGUUAGGUUUGGAGAUGAAAGUGAACAAUUGCGAGCCAUGAACGAGAUGAAUGGAAUGUUCUGUUCCACUAGACCCAUGCGUAUUGGACCAGCUACUACCAAGAAAACUGUUGGCAGUGAGCAAUACCCAAAAGCUUCAUAUCAGAAUUCUCAAGGAACUGAGAACGAGAGUGACCCAAAUAAUACAACUAUAUUUGUUGGUGGUUUAGAUUCCAGCGUCUCAGAUGACCACUUGAGACAAGUUUUUAGCCAAUAUGGCGAGUUAGUUCAUGUUAAAAUACCGGUUGGCAAGCGAUGUGGAUUUGUCCAAUUUGCUGACAGAGCUUGUGCAGAGGAGGCACUGCGGAUGUUAAAUGGAACUCCGUUGGGUGGACAAAAUAUUCGACUCUCAUGGGGUCGGAGUCCUUCAAACAGACAGGAUCCAUCUGUUGGAGCUGUUCAGCCUCAGCCAGAUCCAAACCAAUAUGGUGGAUAUUAUGGAUAUCCACAUGGAUAUGAAACAUAUGGAUAUGCCCCACCUGCGCAAGAUCCUAACAUGUACUAUGGCUACUCUGGAUAUGGAAAUUACCAACAGCCACAGCAGCAGCAGCCGCAGCAGUGAUUUUGAUCAUAAGCCGGGCAGUGGAGUUAAGAGGUCACUUGAAGAUGGAGGCAAAUAUCUUAUUCAUAUCGGAGUAUGCAGAGUUUAGUUUGUUCCAGAUUGACACUGGUAGUAGGGAUUGGCUGCUGCAUCCAAUUCUGUGUGUUAGUGUUGAUAGGUCUUUCUUUAAUGCUGUUCAAUGGAGAGCGGGCCCUGCCUUUCCAGGCGCUUGCAUGGUGUUUACUUUUUCCUUUCUUCCCCCUCUUCUACUCUCAAGUUGUUUGUUAGGCUCUGGGUUUAAUUCACCUAUCCUAUACGUAGACCUAAGUAUUGGCGUUUGAUUGAUACUGUUAUUCUAAUGACUUUCUCUGGAAUUGGUCCUUUGUAAUUUGGCGUUGGAUGGCUUUGGUAAAGUAGGAACUUUCUACAAUGUGGAACUCUUAUUACUCAA